This is a messenger RNA of Hemicordylus capensis (graceful crag lizard), 3164 nucleotides long. Its product is annotated as zinc finger and SCAN domain-containing protein 9-like. The transcript is spliced from 2 exons. NCBI's taxonomy places the organism in Eukaryota, Metazoa, Chordata, Lepidosauria, Squamata, Cordylidae. The record is from RefSeq and is a predicted model, not a curated record. The coding region runs from base 2327 to 3052 and encodes 241 amino acids.
UAAGAUACGAUACGAUAGUCUUUAUUGUCAUUGUCCUGUACACAACAACGAGAUUGAAAGAAUCUACAACAACCUCUACAGGACCUAACAAGAAAUAGCUAAAUAUAUCCCAAUAUACCACCCCCCAUAUACCCAUUGCCCUAAAAAAACUCUAAAAGAAACACUAAAAAAACUGCCAAAGGCUGGGGAUGAUGGGAGCUGUAGUCCAACAUCUGGGGGCCCAAAGUUGGGAUAUCCUCAUGACAGAGUCUAACUUCUUUGGCAUGCUCCUGUCAGUCACAAAGAGCUCCUCCCCAGAGUUCUGGGAGGGUGGAAGGUAAUCCUAGGAGUCUGAUUGGCAGUUGAUUUAGGGAGUAAGGCUGCCAGCCCUCCAGGAUUGGUCUGGACUGGAGUUUCCGGGAAUUGUCAUCCAUCUCCAGGUGACUCUUGAAAGCAAUCCUAGUUCUUUUAAUGGCUUCAUAUUGUGAAACAAAUUGGGGGUGGGGGUGUCUUUAGAAAUAGGGGGUGUCUUUAGAAAUUGGGUAACAUUGGGUCCCCUCCCCAUAACAGAUCUGAAGGAGCUUUGGGUAACAGCGGGGAGCAUUGGGUGAGCAUUGGCUAACAGGGGACUCAACAGAAUUAUGGCUCUUGGUAAGGAUUGCCAAAUAGGAACCUCCAUAUCCAUAGGCAGUAUAUCUGAGAGGCAGGUGCUGUGAGGGUGCAAGGAAGAGAAGAGCUGUUACCCUGCUUGCCAGCUUCCUAGGGAGGUAUCUGGCUGACUGCUGUUAGAAGCGGAGUGGUCCUUAUUCAUGUAUUAUUAUUAUGGAAAUGAAGUGCACAAGGGUACGUCAGUCCAGUAAUAUUGUAUGCAUGCAAACUGUCCAAAUGUUAUACAAGAUUAAGUCAAUUGAAAAUAAUGUUUUCUGUCAUGUGGCUUCAUUUGCACAGUUUUCAUGCUCACAAUAUUAUUUAUUUAUUCAUGUAUUUAUUUAUUUAAUUACAUUUUAUAUCCCGCUCUUCCUCCAAGGAGCCCAGAGCGGUGUACUACAUACUUAAGUUUCUCCUCACAACAACCCUGUGAAGUAGGUUAGGCUGAGAGAGAAGUGACUCUCAGUGUAUCAUAUUGUAGUGAGUCCUUCAGUUUAACUACUGGCCUAUAAUUGUUUGAACCAUCAUGUGUCCAUUUGUGGGCAAGGAGAGAAUAAGGCCUCUUGAAUUCUGUGUUUUAUUAGCUAUUGUUUAUUGUUCUUUAUUUUAUUUUAAUUUUACAUAUAUAUCCCUCUCUUCCUCCAAGGAGCCCAGAGCAGUGUAUAUGGUUUUGUUUAUCCUCACAGCAACCCUGUAAGUUAGGUUAGGCUGAGGGAGUUGUGACUGGCCCAGAAUCACCCAGUGAGUUUCAUGGCUGAAUGGGGAUUUGAACCCGGCUCUCCCCAGUUCCUGUUCACCACUCUGUCCACUACACCAUGCUACAUGCACCACACUUUAUAGGGUUUCAUAAGUAAAUAGUAGGCAGGUCCCUGCUCCCAAGGUAUUUACAGUCUAAAUGUCAAUUGGAGCGAGGGCAAUAAAGAGGAGGAGAGUUAGAAGCAAGCAGAGAUAAGUUUGUACAUGUGCAGUUCCUGGAAUCACUAAUAGAGCCUCAAGGUUCAGGGGCAGUCUACCCCUGAGCACCAGAUUUAUACCCUACUUAUGGGCUUCCCUGAGGCAUUUGGAAACAGAAUGCUGGGCGCAAUGGAUUUAUAGCAGGUCUGCUCAACUUCGGUCCUCCAGAAGAUGUUGGCCUACAACUCCCAUAAUCCCUUGCUAUUGGCCACUGUGUCGGGGAUUAUGGGAGUUGUAGUCUAAAAACAGAUGGGGGGGCCCUAAGUUCAGCAGGCCUGAUUUUAUUUAUAGUCCUUCCCCCAACCCCCCCCCCGUUGCUUGAUCUCCAUGCCAGAAAAAAGCUUCCCUGCUGAAUGUGCCUAAUGUGAGGCUGUUGAGAGAAAGAGAGACAGACAAGACAGACAGACAGUCUAGUGUGCGGCUGCUACUAACGGCACAGAACAAGCAGAGUCAAGAAUACAUACAAGACAGUGAUCUUCAUAAGAGAUCUACCUACUUGCUGGGCAGCCGAGGGUUAAACUAGCAUCUAAUUGAUUCCUAGAGAGGCAGGAGAAUGUGGAGGACUUAAAGGGGGAGGGGGGGUGUUUGCCCUAGGCUGGUUCUUCCCUAUUAACCCCAUUACAUCCAGGCUCCUGCUCCUCCCCUUCCCCAGAAGCUGGAUUUUGAAUUUCUUAGCAUUGGGAGCUUUGUUGGCAUCUGUUUGAGAGCACCACUGAAAUUGGUAGUCAAGAAUCACCAUCCAAAGAUGAAGAUGGAAGAGGAGCUCCCAGCAGGGCACACACCUGUUGAGUCAUCAGAAAAAUCUGGAAAUGAUCCCCCUGCUGUCCAGGCUGGGACCAAGAUAAAGAGUCUAUCUCUGGUGACACCACAGCAGACUAAACUGGAACCAGAGGAGAGGCAGCUGCAGCACUGGGAAACCCAAUUGCAAGAAUUCCUGAAGGCAAUGGAGACCCCUCACUCUGUGCGGGGAUACACACAGGCUUCUCUUAUUGUGUCUGACAUCCGUCAGGGGCCUGGUAGAAAGGGGGUGGUGAGGCUCCAGCCAACCUUCGGAGAGGGAUGGCAAACAUCCUCUAGGACCCCAAAACCUGCAGGCCAAGAGGGUUGCCUAAAAGUGAAGGAGGAGAUUCCAAGAGAUGGGGCCAUCACCAAUGAAGUUCUGCGCCAGCAUUUUCGGAAUUUCUCUUAUGCGGAGGCCGGGGGGCCGAGAGCAGCUUGCAGCCGCCUCCAGGAACUUUGCCACAGGUGGCUGAAGCCGGAAGGGCGCACCAAGGGGCAGAUGCUGGAGCUGGUGAUCCUGGAGCAGUUCCUCAGCAUUCUGCCCUUGGAGAUCCAGAGCUGGGUGAGGGAAAGUCAGCCAGAGACCUGCAGCCAUGCAGUGGCCAUGGCUGAAGAUUUCCUGCUCAGGCGCAGAGAGGCUGAGAGAGAGGAAACGCAGGUGAGAACUCUGGUGCUUAGAAUGCCGGACUAGGACCAGGGAGACCUGAGUUCAAAUCCCCUUUCAGCCGCAAAUCUCACUGGGAGACUUUGGGCCAGUCUCUUCUCUCUCAGCCCAGCCUACCUCACAGGGUUCUUGUGAAGAU